AUGUGGCAGGGGAAUCAGACAUCCCUGGCAGACUUCAUCCUUGACGGGCUCUUUGAUGACUCCCUCACCCACGUUUUUCUUUUCUCCUUGACCAUGGUAGUCUUCCUCAUCGCAGUGAGCAGCAACACUCUCACCAUUCUCCUCAUCUCUGUUGAUCCUCGGCUUCACACACCAAUGUAUUUCCUGCUAAGCCAGCUCUCCCUCCUGGAUCUCAUGCUUAUCUCCACAACCAUCCCCAAGAUGGCCACCAACUACCUAUCUGGCAGGAAAUCCAUCUCCUUCAUGGGCUGUGCAGCCCAGCACUUCCUCUAUUUGUCUGUGGGUGGUGCUGAGUGUUUUCUCCUAGCCUUCAUGUCCUACGACCGCUAUGUUGCCAUCUGUCAUCCCCUGCGUUAUACUGUCCUCAUGAAUAGAAAGGUGGGAUUGACGAUGGUUGUCAUGUCAUGGCAGGGAGCAUUCAUUAACUCCCUAAUUCACACGGUGAUUUUGAUGCACUCCCCUUUCUGUGAGCCUCGGAAAAUUCACCACUUCUACUGUGAAUUUCCUGCAGUUGUCAGGUUGGUAUGUGAAGACAUCACUGUUUAUGAGUUUACACUGUACAUCAGCACCAUCCUAAUGCUCCUUUUCCCCAUCUCCCUGGUUUCUACAUCCUAUGCCUUCAUCCUCCACAGUGUCAUUCAUAUGCGUUCAGCUGGGAGUAAAAGAAAUGCCUUUGCCACUUGCAGCUCUCACCUCACUGCGGUUUCCCUCUUGUAUGGUGCCUGCAUCAUCACAUAUAUGAGGCCCAGGUCCCAGCGCACUCCAAUGCAAGACAAAGUGGUUUCCAUGUUCUACAGCAUCAUUAUACCCACACUGAAUCCUCUCAUUUAUACUCUCCGUAAUAAGGAUAUAGCUAAGGCUCUGAGAAGAGUGCUGGGAAGAGAUAUUGCCAACCAAAGGCUGAAAUUGUAG
Molecule: messenger RNA, 951 nt
Organism: Choloepus didactylus (southern two-toed sloth)
Lineage: Eukaryota; Metazoa; Chordata; Mammalia; Pilosa; Megalonychidae
Product: olfactory receptor 2AE1
Exons: 1
Coding region: 1-951 (316 amino acids)
Biological process (GO): G protein-coupled receptor signaling pathway
Cellular component (GO): membrane
Molecular function (GO): olfactory receptor activity; G protein-coupled receptor activity
Source: RefSeq, a predicted model, not a curated record